UAAGGGGAGACCUGAUGGUUCCUCAAAAUUUGGAUGGUGGUGAACAUGCUUAAAUAGGAACGAACCACUAUACGUCUCCACUCAAGAAUCAAGAUGAUGGUUUUACUCUAGCAGAGAUAAAAGAUUAGAAAUAGGAGAAGAUGAUGAGGUUCAGUGAUGGCGUUGUUCCACUCCUCCUUCUCUGUGCCUUGGUUUGGAGUUGCUCUGAGACUGUUCACUGCCGGAACCAAACCCUCCCUCAAAGUGAAGUGGAAGCGCUAAAGAAAAUAGGGGCAAAGUUAGGUAAGCAUUGGGACUUCUCGGUGAACCCAUGCAGUGGGACCUCCGGUUGGGUGGAACCCUCCAAAUCCAACUGGUAUGGGAUGGCCAAUGUCACGUGCGGCGCAUGCCAAGCCAAUAACUGCCACGUCACCAGCAUCAUCCUCUGGGGCCAAAACCUCACAGGUUCCCUCCCCGAUGAGCUUUCUAAUCUCACCUCCCUCCAAGUCAUAAAUCUCAGUUUCAAUUAUCUUAAUGGCACUAUCCCUGCCGCAUGGGCUUCAACCCCUCUUACCAACCUUUACCUUGGAGCAAAUCGCAUUACUGGACGAAUUCCUGAUGAGCUUGGCAGAAUCACCACCCUUAAAAACUUAUAUUUGGAAAGUAACUUGAUUGAAGGCCCACUUCCACAAUCUCUUGGCAAUCUAACAAAUUUGCUUCGACUCUACCUUGCAGCAAAUAACAUCACUGGGAAGUUACCAGAGUCAUUGGGUAAUCUGAAAAACAUUACUUACUUCACAAUUGGUGGCAAUCCCAUCACUGGCAAAAUUCCUGGUUUCAUUGGAAAUUGGACACAACUGUAUACAUUAGAGAUGCAAGGCACCUCCUUGGAAGGCCCUUUUCCUCCCAUCUCUAGAUUGGGAAACAUAGAGAGCCUGGAAGUUUCUGACCUGAAAGGAGGUGAUGGGAAGUUUCCACCAUUACAAAACAUGACAUAUCUGUACAGAUUGGUUUUGAGAAACAUGUCAAUAACUGAUGAACUACCUACUUAUAUUGGGAAUACGACAAUACCUGAAUACUUAGAUUUGAGUUUUAAUGCCUUGACUGGAAAGAUUCCAGACAGCUUAAAAGGAGUCCUGCCGAACCUUAUAUAUUUAUUUCUUAACAAUAACAAGCUAACAGGAGCAAUACCAGAGUGGAUCUUGACAAGUGCACAAAAUAUUGAUAUAUCUUAUAACAGUUUUAACGCAUCCAAUGCACCAACCGAUUGCUCUUCAGGCUUUGUGAAUAUGGUAUCUAGUUAUUCAUCAACAGAUAAUAAAUCGAUAAAUUCGUGUUUAAGGAGGAAUAACCCCUGCUCUUCUAUACCAGAAAAUUAUGAGUUGUUUAUAAACUGUGGUGGCCACAACAUGAUGGUUGAUGGGAAUGAGUAUCAAGAGGAUAUUGACGCUCAAGGGGAGUCAUGUUACAAAUCUUAUGAAGAAAAAUGGGCUUAUAGCUCUACCGGUUAUUUCAUGGGAUCAGGCCAAUCAUACAUUGCAAACAAUGUGUCACCUAUAGUAGGCCCAUCCAAUGCUAUUAAUGAAUUGUACACAAGUGCUCGACGCAGCCCCCUCUCACUUACAUACUAUGGCCUCUGCCUUAUGAAUGGAAAUUAUACAGUGAACCUACACUUUGCUGAGAUAAUUUUCACUGAUGAUCAGACUUAUUUCGCUGUAGGAAGGCGCUUCUUUGAUGUGUCUAUUCAGGGCGAGACGGUCUUGGAGGACUUCAAUAUUGCAAAAGAAGCUAAUGGGACAGGUCGGGCUAUCAUCAAGAGCUUCAAUGCUACGGUAAAUAGCAACACUUUGGAGAUUCACUUGCAGUGGGCUGGGAAAGGUACCAGGAACAUUCCUCUAUCUUACGGAGCACAUGGACCUUUAAUUUCAGCUAUUUCAGUUAAACACAACUUUAAGCUGGAUACCGGUGAAAUUCAUGAGUCACCACCAAAAGGGACCAUUUUGGGCACUGUGGCUGCUGGUUGUCUGGUGAUCGUCUUGGUCUCAGUAUUCAUCUUCUUUUUCUUGAGAAGAAAAAAUGCUGAAAACCAUGAACUUCAAGGCCUGGAGUUGCAUACUGGAAUUUUCACCUUAAGGCAGAUCAAAGCUGCAACCAGGAACUUUGAUCAUGCAAAUAAGCUAGGAGAAGGUGGUUUUGGACCAGUUUACAAGGGUGUUCUGCCAGAUGGUUCUCAGAUUGCUGUGAAGCAGCUUUCUUCAAAGUCUAGUCAAGGAAAUCGCGAAUUUAUAAAUGAGAUAGGGAUAAUAUCUGCUCUACAGCAUCCCAAUCUUGUCAAACUUUGUGGCUGUUGCGUUGAGGGAAAACAGUUAUUUUUGAUCUAUGAAUUCAUGGAAAACAACAGCCUCGCAAAUGUUCUUUUCGGUCUUGAAAAAGAAAGACUAAAAUUGGAUUGGCCAACGAGGCAUAGAAUUUGCCUGGGCGUAGCUAGAGGCUUGGCAUAUCUCCAUGAGGAAACAAGGUUGAAAGUUGUUCACAGAGACAUAAAGGCAACUAAUGUGCUGCUAGAUAAAGAUCUCAAUGCAAAAAUAUCAGACUUUGGUCUGGCUAGACUUUCUGGAGAAGAUGUAACCCACAUAAGCACUCGGAUUGCUGGGACCAUAGGAUAUAUGGCACCAGAAUAUGCAAUGAGAGGUUACCUGACGGACAAAGCAGAUGUUUACAGCUUUGGAGUGGUCUUAUUGGAGAUUGUCAGUGGGUUAAGCAACAUUAACUACAAGCCAGAGGAAGACCGUGUGCAUCUUCUUGAUUGGGCUAAUAUUCUAAGAAAGCAGGGCAGGUUAGUUGAACUUGUUGACAAAACUCUUGGUCCAAACUACUCAGAGGAAGAGGCAGUGAUGCUGUUGAAUUUAGCUCUGAUAUGCAUCAGCUCUUCUGCAUCUCUUAGGCCUACAAUGACGGAGGUGGUGAACAUCAUUGAAGGCAAGAAGUCUGUGCCAGUGGUAUCCAAGAAGGGCAAAGGCUCAGAUAGUGGUCUCAGCACUUGGCUUGAGGCCUUUGAGAAACUCUCUGACAGCGAUAGCGAGUUGGUGAGUUCAUCAACAUGCCAUGAGCCGUGGACAGAGUCUUCAGCGACUGCCUAUGUUGAAGACAAAGAGGACACCUGGGUUUCGGCGACUAGCAAGGGCAUUUUUGAUUACUCCGAAAUAGGAGCACUAAGUUAAGUUAAUGGAGAGAGACCAAAGUUUAUAUAUUUAUAUAUGUAUUUAUUAAAUUUAUAAAUAUGUGACUAUUAAUUAAUUAUAUAUGUAAUAUAUGUACUUCCUUUCACAUGUUAGUAACAUUCAAUGGUUGACAAACCAAAUUUAUUUA
Messenger RNA from Dioscorea cayenensis subsp. rotundata (Guinea yam), 3348 nucleotides. Its product is annotated as probable LRR receptor-like serine/threonine-protein kinase At1g53440. NCBI's taxonomy places the organism in Eukaryota, Viridiplantae, Streptophyta, Magnoliopsida, Dioscoreales, Dioscoreaceae. Bases 141 to 3200 code for a protein of 1019 amino acids. The transcript has 23 exons. The record is from RefSeq and is a predicted model, not a curated record. Gene Ontology annotation, molecular function: protein kinase activity; ATP binding; protein binding. Gene Ontology annotation, biological process: protein phosphorylation.